Molecule: messenger RNA, 4436 nt
Organism: Penaeus indicus
Lineage: Eukaryota; Metazoa; Arthropoda; Malacostraca; Decapoda; Penaeidae
Gene: Pfas
Product: phosphoribosylformylglycinamidine synthase-like
Exons: 27
Coding region: 11-4126 (1371 amino acids)
Biological process (GO): 'de novo' IMP biosynthetic process
Molecular function (GO): phosphoribosylformylglycinamidine synthase activity
Source: RefSeq, a predicted model, not a curated record
AGGAGGAACGAUGCCUGUGCUGAGGCUUUACCGAGGGGCGGGCCACGAGGGAGAAGCCACGAGGGUCCUUCUGCAGCGAGUUCAGCAGACGUGUCCCAGUGUUACGGGGCUUCAGCGGGAGUAUUGCUUCUACAUUCUGGCGAAGGACGAGUCCCCAUCGAGUAGCUCAGAUGACCUGGAGGGCGUCCUGGGCAAAGAAGGGGCGUGUCGUCUCUGGGGCAUUUUGGGGGACCACUGGGCAAAGGGCAUGAACCUCCACCAACGCUCCCAGCUGGCCGUCGACGCACCGUCAAAGCAGACCAUUGUGGAAAUCGGACCGAGGUUGAGUUUCACAACAGCCUGGAGCACCAACGCCGUCAGCAUCUGCCACGCUGCAGGCUUGCCCACCGUCAGCCGACUGGAAAGGGCGCAUCGUUAUCUAUUCACCAGCUCUGAGGAACUGACGUCUGAUAUCCGACAGAAGAUCCUGGCGGCGAUACACGACCCCAUGACGGAGCAAGAGUACAAGACGCCUCUGGAGACCUUCGAGCAGGAGGUUCUGACGGAGGCGUGGUCGGAGGUCGAUGUCCUAGGAAGAGGCAAGGAGGCGCUGAAGGAAGUCAACGAUGCUAUGGGCCUUGCCUUUGACGGCUGGGACUUGGAAUACUACACCGAAAUGUUCAAGACGAAGGUGGGCCGGAACCCCACCACGGUCGAGCUCUUCGAUCUCGCGCAGUCGAACUCCGAGCACUCGCGACACUGGUUCUUCAAGGGAGAUUAUCUUCUGGAAGGCGAGAAACUCCCCCGCUCUCUGCUGGACAUGGUCAUUGCCACCAACAGUCCCGACACAACGCACGCCAAUAACGUCAUUGCAUUUUCCGACAAUUCGAGUGGAAUUAAAGGCUGGAAGGCGGCGGUGUUGGUGCCCUCCGACCCGACCAAGUCCUCCGAGGUGAAGGUGGAGGAGCGCCUUCGUCACCUGAUCUUCACGGCCGAGACGCACAACUUCCCCACAGGUGUCGCUCCCUUCAGCGGCGCCACGACAGGCACUGGCGGCCGCAUCCGAGACGUGCAGGCGGCGGGCAGGGGCGGGCAUGUCGUGGCGGGAACAGCCGGCUACUGCUUCGGAAACCUGCACAUACCUGGCUACAAGUUGCCAUGGGAAGACGAGACAGAAUAUCCGUCCAAUUUCGCCACGCCUCUCGAAGUUGCCAUAGAGGCCUCGAACGGCGCCUCCGACUAUGGCAACAAGUUUGGCGAACCUGUCAUUGCAGGUUUUGCACGCUCGUUCGGCAUGCAAAUCGGUAAAGGGGACGAGUCAGAGAGGCGGGAAUGGAUAAAACCCAUCAUGUUUAGCGGCGGCAUUGGAACGCUGGACGACGCCAUGAUAUCGAAACAUGCUCCUGAAAAGGGUCACCGUGUAGUGAAGCUGGGAGGACCCGUCUACAGGAUCGGUGUGGGUGGUGGCGCCGCGUCCUCCGUCCAGGUCCAGGGUGACAACGCCGCCGCACGCGACCUGGGGGCAGUGCAGCGUGGAGACGCCGAGAUGGAACAGAAGCUGAACCGAGUCAUCCGCGGCUGUUUGGAAAUGGGUGAACAAAAUCCCAUUCUCGCCAUCCACGACCAGGGCGCGGGGGGGAAUGCCAACGUCCUGAAGGAGCUAAUGGAGGGAGCUGGAGGGACGAUCUUCACGCAAGCCUUCAGCCUUGGAGACCCGACCCUCUCGACGCUGGAAGUGUGGGGCGCCGAGUACCAGGAGUCGAAUGCAAUCCUCGCCCGCCCGGAUAAGAUAGCCGCCCUCGCCCGCCUUGCCGCCCGUGAGCGCUGUCCGGUGGAUGUGGUGGGCGUGAUCACCGGCGAUGAUAAGGUGCGGCUGGUAGAGGGGCCCUUUGAAGACACGACCGACGCUCCCUCGAAGUCCUCGGACGUCCGCCAUCCCGUCGACCUUCAUCUCGACUGGGUUCUCGGGAAGAUGCCCAAGAAGGUCUUCCACUGGACGAAGGAGAGGACGCCGCCCCCACCACUAAACUUGGGAGAGACAGUAGACGUCCGCGAGACCUUGGAGCGUGUGUUGAGGCUGCCCGCCGUAGCCAGCAAGCGCUAUCUCACAAAUAAGGUGGACAGGUCGGUGACAGGUCUCGUGGCACAGCAACAGUGCGUGGGGCCUCUGCAUACCCCCCUGGCUGACGUUGCUGUCAUCGCCUGCUCUUACUUCAGCAAGGAAGGGGCGGCCACCAGCAUCGGCGAGCAACCCCUCAAGGUGCUCGUGCAACCCCGGGCUGGUGCAAGGCUCACGGUGCUCGAGGCGCUGGCCAACCUCGCUGCGGCUCCCGUCUCGCAUAUGAAGGACAUAAAGUGUUCCGCUAACUGGAUGUGGGCGGCCAAGCUCCCGGGCGAGGGGUGGGCGUUGUACGAGGCGUGCGAGGCCAUGUGCGAAGUGAUGAAGGCUGUGGGCGUGGGCGUGGACGGCGGCAAGGACUCGCUGAGCAUGGCAGCGCGGGUCGGCGGCCAGAGAGUCGUCAAGGCGCCCGGGGACCUCGUGGUGUCGGCCUACGCCCCCUGCGCUGAUGUCACGAAGGUGCUGACGCCGGACUUGAAGAGCCCAGGCGGUGAAGGCAAAGGAGCACUGGUGUGGGUGCGGCCCGCUCCCGCCCACGCCCGUCUGGCCGGCUCCGCUCUCGCGCAGGUCUACGGGCAGCUGGGGCGCGACUGCCCAGAUGUAGACGGCCACGAGAUCUCGGCCUUUGUCGAAGCCUUCAAGGUUAUCCAGCAGUUGAAUCAAGAAAGCAAAAUCCUGGCCAUCCACGACAUAAGCGACGGCGGCCUGGUGACUUGCCUGCUGGAGAUGGCCAUAGCCGGCUGGGGAGGCCUCGCUGUUGACCUGCCGCCCGCGCCCGCACCCCCGCCCACGUCGCAGGAUAAAGUGCCGCCCACCCUGGCUGCGUUAUUCAGCGAGGAAGUCGGAUGGGUUUUGGAGGUCGAGUCCUCAGAAGCCGGUAGUGUGGUGCAGAGAUUCCAAGCCGCUGGAGUCCCUGGAACGUGCUCGUUGGGGGAGACCUCGGACGCUGGGCCAGGAGCGAAGAUCACGGUCAAAGUGGGCGGCCAAGAAACGGUAAAUCUAACCGUGUUAGAAGCAUCACGCCUUUGGGAGGAGACCAGUUACCGCCUCGAGACUCGCCAGGCCAACCCCGACUGCGCCAGGGCUGAGUUCGAAGGCAUGGCCACCAGGAGACACCACGCCUACCACGUUCCUUUUACCUACAGGGAUUUCGUGAUGGGUCCCAACGCCCUCGCCCCAUACGUGCCCCGCGUCGCAGUCGUGAGGGAGGAAGGCAGCAACGGCGACAGGGAGAUGAUAUCGGCGCUUCUGCAGGCGGGCUUCCGGGUCGAUGACGUCACGAUGACCGACCUGGUCGCUGGGGCGGCGCAGCUGGAGGCCUUCAGGGGCGUCGUCUUCCCCGGCGGCUUCAGCUAUGCCGACGUCCUAGGAUCCGCCGUGGGCUGGGCCGCUGCUAUUCGAGGGGGCGAGGGCCUGAGAGCAGCCCUCGAGGCGUGGAGGAACAGAGGCACCAGUUUCUCGCUCGGAGUGUGCAAUGGGUGCCAGCUGAUGGCACUCCUCGGCUGGCUGGACCCAUCCGAGGAGAAGGAAGAGGUGGCCGCAGAGAAGGCGAGUGCCGCCCCCUCCGUCCGCCUCGCCCACAACACGUCCGGCCGCUUCGAGUCCCGCUGGUCUCGGGUGCUGGUGGAGGAGUCGAAGUCCGUCUUGCUCAAGGGAAUGGGCGGAGCGAAGAUGGGCGUGUGGGUGGCUCAUGGCGAAGGCCAGUUCACUUACCGCUCCGAGGACGUCCUCCCGCGACUCGAGAGGGCCGGCUGCGUCGCCCUCCGUUACCUUGACGACGGCGACUGCGUGACGGAGGAAUACCCAAUGAACCCCAAUGGCUCGCAAGGUGGCGUAGCAGGUGUGACCUCCCCUUGCGGACGUCACCUGGCGCUCAUGCCCCACCCGGAGCGCUGUGUCGUCACCUGGCAGUGGCCUCACCUAGCGCCCCCUCUGCCCACCAAGCCAGGGGCGCAGGCAAGACUCACCGCGCCCUGGGCCAAGCUCUUCCAAAAUGCCUUCGACUGGUGCCUCGAGAAUAGGGAGUGAUGAGAGAGGGAGGGGAGGAGGGGGGGGGAGUGACAGAGUUGAGGGAGGAAGAAGUGUGGGAGUGAGGUUUCGAAUGGGGCGUAUGGAGGAUAAGGGAGGGAGUGAGAGAGAGAGAGAGAGAGGAGUGGAUAGUAAGAUAGAUGGAUAGUAACUAUCCCUUAGAUUGAUUGUUGUCUGAUGUGUUUUUUGCUUGAGAGUAGGUAAGGGUAGGCGGUUAUAUAUGUAAUUUGGAUAUGUGAGCGCCUGCCUUAAUUCCUGGAAUCUAGGAGAGGCUAAGGGAAGACAAUAAAAAAAUCAGAAGCGAAUGUAC